AAACAAUAAUCAACCAGCUCAACUAUAAAACGAAAAACCAGAAGUGGAUGCUAACGUGCGCCAAUUUCUACUUCCAGCAUCCCUCCCCAUCAACCCAUGGCCCCAAAAGACCAGCAGCCCAAAAAACUCCCACUCUUUCCCUUGCUCUCUCUCCUCUGCUUCGCCUCCAUCUUCCUCGCUCUCUCCCUCUCCAAAAGAGCCUCAAUCUCUUACGAAACCAUCCAUUUCAGAUCCACCCCGACUGUAACCUCCACUCCCUGCAAUUACUCUCAUGGUUCCUGGAUCUACGACCCAAAUUGGAUACCCAACAAAUAUGACAGUACAUGUAAAGAAAUAUUCAAAGGUUGGAAUUGCAUUGCUGGCAAUAAAUCAAAUGCUAAAGACAUCAUUAAGUGGCGAUGGCAGCCUAACGGGUGUGAUCUCCCUCCCUUCGACCCGGUCCGGUUCUUGCAGACCUUUAGAGACACCAGCAUCGGAUUUGUUGGGGACUCGUUGAAUAGGAAUAUGUUUGUUUCUCUCUUUUGCUCACUAAAAAGGGUGUCAAGUGAUGUGAAAAAGUGGAGACCAGUUGGGGCUGAUCGUGGCUUUACAUUUCUUCUCUAUAAUCUUACCAUUGCUUAUCAUCGAACUAAUCUUUUGGUGCGAUAUGGUAGGUGGUCAGCUAAUGCUAAUGGGGGUGAGUUGGAAUCUCUUGGAUAUAAAGAGGGUUAUAGAGUUGAUGUUGAUAUUCCAGAAGGCACAUGGGCGGAUGCUCCGAGCUUCCAUGAUGUUCUAAUCUUCAACACAGGACACUGGUGGUGGGCUCCCUCAAAGUUUGAUCCUGUGAAAUCCCCCAUGCUUUUCUUUGAAAAGAACCGGCCUCUGAUCCCUCCAGUACUUCCUGCUGUUGGCCUGGACAAGGUUUUGAAACACGUGAUUCUCUUUGUUGAGAGACAAAUGCGUCCGGGUGGAAUCAAGUUCUUUCGUACACAAUCACCUAGACAUUUUGAAGGAGGUGAUUGGGAUCAAGGUGGUUCUUGCCCACGACUACAGCCUUUGUCACCUGAAAAAGUUGAAGAACUCUUCUCUCUAAAGAAUAAUGGGACAAAUGUUGAAUCCCGUCUGGUUAAUCAGCACCUGUUCAAGGCUCUCAAGGGGUCUACAUUCCAUAUUUUGGACAUAACUCACAUGAGUGAGUUCAGAGCAGAUGCUCAUCCAGCAACAGCAGGUCGAAAGAAACACGAUGACUGCAUGCACUGGUGCUUGCCAGGCAUUACGGAUACUUGGAAUGACUUAUUCAUAAUGCAUCUAAACAGUAUUAAGGCUAGAAACUGAUGUAUCCACUAGUUGAUAUCCUCUGCAAAUUGAGUUCCCAUUUGGUUUCCUGGAAUUUGUUAGGUUUGAUCUGCU
This is a messenger RNA of Populus euphratica (Euphrates poplar), 1389 nucleotides long. RefSeq names its product TRICHOME BIREFRINGENCE-LIKE 13 (gene TBL13). Gene Ontology annotation, cellular component: Golgi apparatus. NCBI's taxonomy places the organism in Eukaryota, Viridiplantae, Streptophyta, Magnoliopsida, Malpighiales, Salicaceae. Gene Ontology annotation, molecular function: O-acetyltransferase activity. The record is from RefSeq and is a predicted model, not a curated record. Bases 97 to 1314 code for a protein of 405 amino acids. The transcript is spliced from 6 exons.